AUGCUGCACGGACCAAUCCGCCAGGGUCUGACAUCAAUCGAGAAGUAUUAUAGGAAAGCUAUCGAAGCCAAAACGCCGGUGAUUGCAGUGUACUUGAACCCACUCAUGAAGAAUUGGUGGUUUGAACUGGAUCUAGGAACCAGGCUAGCUGCUGAAGCCAAUGAUAUCUUUCGUGAGAUAUAUGACGAAUUUGCUAUCGCGAAGCGCUCGUCCAAUACAUCUGACGACCAUGUAUCAUGUCCUCAAGCACCCCUGACAGAGAUGCAACACAAGAUCAAAGAUCUGCAAAAGGCGUCUUUGGCCUUCAGGGGUAGCGGGAAUCUUUCGGAUGAGUUUGACCGCUAUAUCAGCUUUUUUGAAGAGGAUGAUUCCCUUUCCCUUCUAGCAGCUACGCCAGCAAAGAUCGAGCCCGACUUUGUCCUUCAAUGGUGGAAGCGCAACGAGUUCGCAUUUCCCAUCAUAUCAGGGAUUGCGAGGGACUUUCUAGCUAUACCGGCCUCAUCUGUUCCGUGCGAACGUCUCUUUUCAUAUGCCAAACUGGCAGACACUGUGAAGCGUCGUUGCAUGUCAGAGGGGACAUUCAGCGACUUGCAGACCCUGGGUGCUGCCUAUCGAGAGGAAAGGAGAGUGCAGGAUGAGGGCAAAAGGAAAGUGUCGACCUUCAUUGACGAUAGAGAUGUCCAGAAGAAGAGUAAGAAUAAGGAGAGCAUAUAG
Cryptococcus wingfieldii CBS 7118 is the source of this 714-nucleotide messenger RNA. RefSeq lists its product as hypothetical. Lineage: Eukaryota; Fungi; Basidiomycota; Tremellomycetes; Tremellales; Cryptococcaceae. Gene Ontology annotation, molecular function: protein dimerization activity. The record is from RefSeq and is a predicted model, not a curated record. Bases 1 to 714 code for a protein of 237 amino acids. The transcript has 4 exons.